This is a messenger RNA of Emericellopsis cladophorae, 1431 nucleotides long. RefSeq lists its product as uncharacterized. The coding region runs from base 1 to 1431 and encodes 476 amino acids. NCBI's taxonomy places the organism in Eukaryota, Fungi, Ascomycota, Sordariomycetes, Hypocreales, Bionectriaceae. Gene Ontology annotation, molecular function: oxidoreductase activity. The record is from RefSeq and is a predicted model, not a curated record. The transcript has 2 exons.
AUGCGUGCCACGCUCGUUGCGGCCACGACCCUGGUCUCAGGUGUCGUGGCAAAGAAGGAAUACUGCACCAAGACCAUCAAGAAGGAUGUGGCUAUCAUUGGCGGUGGUGCUUCGGGCUCUCAUGCCGCUGUCUGGCUGCGCGACCACGGCCGCACCAACGUUGUCAUUGAGAAGGCUGAGCAACUCGGUGGCCACACAGACUUUUACAAGGACCCCGUCUCUGGCCUGGAUAUCAAUGUCGGUGUCCAAGGGUGGAUGGAGUAUGGGAACGGCUACAACUUCCCCCAUCGCAUGGGCAUCCCGACGACCGGCUCCAUGUCCUUCACGCCCAACGAGAACUACUUUGUCGACUUUGAGUCAGGCGAGCCCGUCGAGGGCUACCAGGCCCCUGCUCCCGACGCCAUGGUCGCUGCUCUCCAGACGUAUCUCGAGGUCCUCUACAAGUACGAGGACUACAUCCUCCCUGGCUUCGAGAACUUCCCGGACCCUGACGCCAUCCCAGAGGACCUGACCAUGCCCUUUGGCGACUUUGUCGCCAAGUACAGCAUCGAGGCCGGUGUCCCCCAGAUUUGGGAUGCUACCGCCCAGGGUCUCGGCAACACCAUGGACGUCGCCACCAUGUUUGUCAUGCAGGCUUCCGGCGUCCCCAUGAUCGAGGCGUUCCUCGGCACCGCGCAGUCCGCACUCCCGCCGUCCGGCCGUCUGUAUGACUUGUACGACGCCGUGGCCGACUUCCUCGACGAGGACGUCUUGUACAACAGCACCGUUGUCAAGGCCACCCGCGAGAAGGGCAAGAAAAUCAGCCUCCAGGUCCAAGACCACGGUGACGACAGUAUCACCUGCGUCGAGGCCAAGCGCCUUCUCAUCGCCAUCCAGCCGACCAUGGGCGCCAUGAAGGCUUUCGACCUUGAUCAGCAGGAGACCGACGUUUUCAACAAGUUCGGCUACGCCACCGUCUACGCUGGUGUCAUCCGCCACCCCUCCCUCCAGCCCAGCAAUGCCUAUUCCCACCGUCUUCCCGGCCCUGCCUCCCUUAAUUAUACCGCCUGGCCUGUGGCUGCGCAGGUCGGUCGCAUGGACUACCUCGGGGGCACAGAGGACCUAUACCAGUUCACCGCCGUCGGCACCGACCAGGACACCCCCGAGAGCAUGAAGGCGCUCAUCGCCGAGUCCAUCGACACCAUGAUCGCCGCUGGCACCAUCCCCGCGUCAGACGGCGAGGUCACGUUUGAGGCAUUUGCCGACCAUGGCCUGAUGCACCCCCGCGUCUCUGCCGAAGAGCUCUACGAUGGUUUUAUCCAGAAGCAGGUCGCUCUCCAGGGGCACCGUGAUACCUGGUACACUGGUGCAGCCUUUUCCGCCGGCUUCUCGGCCGUGGUGUGGGAGUAUAAUGAGAAGGUCCUGCCUGAUCUUGUCAAGGGGUCUUACUAA